GUUGAUGAACCGCGCCAGCUCCGACUCCGCGCGAAGGACUGAAGCGGUUGUCCCUAUAGUAGUGAAGGUGCUUCCGUCUGAGGGCGAAUUCAUCUCCGUUAUCUGGAAAUGCCCUUUAUUGGAAAUGUUGAAACUCGCCAAGGGAGGCCUCGAACUCGAAGAUUGGGAGGGCAUCGCUGAGAUGCGACGCCGAACGCAUCAAUUGACCUUCAUCGAUUGAACUCAUUAUGUCUUUCCACGCUGUCGUGCAAUAAGAUGGUGUUGAGUCUCCACCUCGUUAAUAGCCCAAACCUGAAAAGUCUGUGGAUACAUAUGCCCACGGCAAGCAGGAACUGGGAGAGUGACGACUCGGACGAGCAAGGUCUCCAUGUGCUAAAAAGCAUUGCGGCAUUCGUCGACCGCACUUCUGAGAUAUCCUCUUUACGCACCCUACAUAGAAGACGCAAGGUUACGAACCUGCACUUAACGGAGGUGUUAAGGGCAGUCCCCAAUCUUCACACUCUUGAGCUUUUUGACAUUACAGUCGGAGAUGAUGUUUUGAAAUCGCCUUCCACCAACUCCAUCUGCAAUAUCAAACCCCCAUUCCGGGGCACACUCGGUGCCUACAUCAAUAUCCGGUAUCGUCAGCAGGCAUAUCCCGCCCGCUUCGGUCUUUCCUCUCCCAACAUCGUUUGCGCAGUUGCACCCGAAGAUUUGUCCAUCACUCCAAGUUCUCAAGCUUGUGCGGACUACGAAAGCUUUGGGGAAAUUGCUAGCGAUCCAAAAAAAGGGAGGUUCCCAUUAACAUUGGAAUUAGGUCUGCCACCUGUGAUCAGCCCCAAAGAGGAAUUUAAAGCACUAGAGCCGUUCUGCCGUUCCUCAGUUAUACGAGAACGGUGCUGCGGCUUGAGACGGAAAUUUCGAUGGCGUCAAAUUUAA
Messenger RNA from Cantharellus anzutake, 918 nucleotides. RefSeq lists its product as uncharacterized. The record is from RefSeq and is a predicted model, not a curated record. Lineage: Eukaryota; Fungi; Basidiomycota; Agaricomycetes; Cantharellales; Hydnaceae. The transcript is spliced from 3 exons. The coding region runs from base 256 to 918 and encodes 220 amino acids.